Messenger RNA from Lactuca saligna, 537 nucleotides. NCBI's taxonomy places the organism in Eukaryota, Viridiplantae, Streptophyta, Magnoliopsida, Asterales, Asteraceae. The record is from the annotation of a GenBank genome assembly.
AUGCUCCAAUCCGUUAUUCCUAAUUCUUCUAUUACACUAUUGUUUGUUGAAAUGGGAGUUGGUUACGAUCAGCAUGGGUCAAUGAAAGAUGUCAUGAAAGCAGCAAUGAAGGCUUGUGGGGACGCUAUCACAUCCAGUUUAAUCCUUGCCUUCUGUAGAGAUAGCACCUUUUUUGCAGGUGGAAAUCAUUCUGCUAAUGGUGACAUAAGAAACGAGCAUGAUCAAGUAAAUGGUAGUGAUAUACCUACUAUGUUGGAGGUGUCACAUGUGAAGGAAGAGAUUGCAAACGACCUUCGUGAACUACAACGCGACCUCACUAGAGAGAUGGACACCCUAAAUCAUGAAGUCGAUGAUGUUAGGGCUGGUCAACUCGAUCUAUCUAACAUGGUUGCUGAUUUGAAGAAUCAUUUUUGUUCAAUGCAAGCGUCAUAUGUCAACAUUGUUCUGGGAAAAAAGAAGUCAAAGAAAGUCAAAUGGGUCUUUAGGGUUUUUGUAGUUGCUAUUGUGGGGGUUUUAACCUACAGGUUUUAUAAAUGA